AUGUCCAACGCCAUAAACCAAUCCCCCAAAGCCGUCGAAAAUUGGAUGGAAAAUCUAAAGCAAUCGAAACCAAAGGUAACGAAACUCCAGUUCUACUACCACAACUCCCGCAACCCGGAGAUGAACCUCUCGGCCGUGCAAGUGGCGACCGCCCCCGUCUUCUCUGACCAGCCUCCGUACUUUGGUGUGCUGACGAUCACCGACGACCCCCUCACUGUGGGGCCCGAGAUCUCCUCUAAGCGUGUGGGCUACGCGCAGGGCUUCUAUGCCACGUCAUCGUUGGAGGAGGUGAGCAUGCUGAUGGGCGUCACGUUCAUUUUCACGGAUGGAGAGUACAACGGCAGCACGCUCGACAUCCUCGGCCGCAAUCCCAUCGGGGAACGCUACCGGGAGCUGCCCAUCGUCGGGGGCAGCUCUAAUAAUAACAUGAUAGUAUAA
Messenger RNA from Salvia splendens (bonfire salvia), 438 nucleotides. RefSeq names its product dirigent protein 19. Lineage: Eukaryota; Viridiplantae; Streptophyta; Magnoliopsida; Lamiales; Lamiaceae. The record is from RefSeq and is a predicted model, not a curated record. The transcript has a single exon. The coding region runs from base 1 to 438 and encodes 145 amino acids.